Molecule: messenger RNA, 1599 nt
Organism: Nerophis lumbriciformis (worm pipefish)
Lineage: Eukaryota; Metazoa; Chordata; Actinopteri; Syngnathiformes; Syngnathidae
Source: RefSeq, a predicted model, not a curated record
AUGUCACCAUUCACUGCUUGUUGCCGAGGCUUGUACAGCUGCCGCUGGAAACGUUCGAGGAAAGGCGGUGAAAGUCAAUAUGCAUGCUGCUGGUUCUCAGUCCUCAGUGUUGUCACAGUGCUGUCUGUGUCCUGGAUGUACAUCUGCGUGGUGACUUCAAACGACCGAGAGGAUGUCAACUGGAAGGGCUUUGUUAAACUGAAGCGUUGGGUCAACUGGUUCAUGGUACUGAUCAUCGCCUCGGCCUUGUUAACCAGCUACUGUGUGCUGUUGCUGCUUUUUGCCUUGUUCCAAGUUGCCUUGAGAGAACCACUUCACUUACAUUGGCUGCAUAAGUGCCUCCUGUUUCUCGGUUUGAGUUUCAUCACCCUCGGAAUCGUGGGUAUAAGUCUCCAGUGGAAGCGAGAGUGGCCCACGGUUCUUCUCUCGCUUCAGGCGACUGCUCCAUUCCUGCAAUUUGGUGCAGUUGGAGGCCUGGUUCUGCUCAGCCCAUUUGUCUUCAAUGGUUUCCACACAGCCAAAUCAAAAUGUUCUCACUUCCUAAUGGCAUCCGUGUACACUGCAGUGUCAGCAUCCAUCCUACUGUGUCCUUUACUCAUCAGCUCACCUUGUCUGAUGGAUUACGCCGACCUGCCUCAAAAGCCAAAACUGCUCGGCCACCGAGGCGCGCCCAUGCUGGCCCCCGAGAACACCUUGAUGUCAUUCGAGAGGAGCCUCCGAUGCGGCGUUGCGGCUUUCGAAACAGACGUGCAAAUCAGUAAAGACAGAGUUCCAUUCUUGAUGCACGACCAACAUUCGGGUUUCUUGAGGAGAACCACCGACGUCAAAGACAAGUUUCCGGACAAAGAUUUCAACGUGAGCACAGAGUUGACCUGGACGGACUUGCAGAGUUUGAAUGCGGGGGAAUGGUUCCUACGGACGGACCCGUUCCACUCAUUGUCGCAACUCUCUGCGGAGGAUAAAGAAGAAGCUCGGAAUCAGAGCAUCCCGUCGUUAUUACAGCUUCUGGGCCUUGCCAAGCGCCACAACGUCUCCGUCAUUUUUGACCUUUACAGUCCUGACCAGGAAAGAGACACGGUGGAUGUGGUCCGAACAAUCCUCAUGUCCGGUGUGGACCCCAGCCUGAUUCUAUGGCUUCCUCCUUCUGAACGAGCUUACGUAAAAACAGCCGCUCCAGGCCUGACCCACGUCUACAACGAUGUAGACAACAUGUUCAAAGAUGAAGGCAACCAUCUAAAUAUACAGUACAGCAAAUUGAGUGCGGCACAAAUUAGGGAACUGGUGGGAAAAAAUGUGACGGUGAACCUUUGGGUGGUCAACGAGUCGUGGCUUUUCUCACUUCUGUGGUGCGCGGGGGUCAGCUCGGUCACCACCAACGCCUGCCACCUGCUCAGGGACAUGGAACGCCCAAAUUGGGUGAUGCCCCAUCGGACAUACACAAUUGUAUGGAUUACGGUUGACGUGGCAUCGAUUGCUCUAAUAAUUGGAUUGUUUGUCAUCCAUCGUCAUUGCUGCCAAAGAAAAGUGUCAAAGAAAGAAAGGACAAACUUGUCGGCUUGGAAUGAGAAGGAGAGGUCGCCCUUUUUACCAGCAGUAUAG